Messenger RNA from Phlebotomus argentipes, 3344 nucleotides. Its product is annotated as myogenesis-regulating glycosidase. Gene Ontology annotation, biological process: carbohydrate metabolic process. The transcript is spliced from 7 exons. Lineage: Eukaryota; Metazoa; Arthropoda; Insecta; Diptera; Psychodidae. The record is from RefSeq and is a predicted model, not a curated record. Gene Ontology annotation, molecular function: hydrolase activity, hydrolyzing O-glycosyl compounds. The coding region runs from base 431 to 3202 and encodes 923 amino acids.
AGCCCAGGUGAGACUCAAGGUGCGCGAGAGUGGCAGUCACAGUUUCAGCCAAACCGUCCAGCCAGUCGGACCCUCCUGGCCACAGUGCAAUCAUCGCGAAAGUUCAGUGGAUUGAUCAGUUUGGUGGUGAUCCCCAGAAGCGAAGGUCUGUCAGGAAGUCAUCGACAGUUCAUGGCCUUAUCUGGCUGCGACCAGUGAUUCCAGACACUCUUGAGAUUAAAGUCACGUGCGUGGCAGUGAAUCAAUGACUGGAAUUAAACAGCAAAGCAAGCAUAUUAAUUAAGUGGUGGAUCUUAUCGCGAACUUCCCUGUCUCGGUGGCGCGAGAUCGUGUGAACAGUUGACGGGAAUGUGCGUCCAGUGUGUCAAGGAGAGCUCCAGCUAAUUACCUUCUCCAUUCGGACUAUUCUGACAAUUAAGACAGCGGCGAGAUGAGCAAGAGCGAGGGAGGAGGUGCAAUUGGAGGCCUAAAUACUGAAAAUAUUCCGUGGGCAGAUGACGAUGCACAGGCUGCUGGCGGUAGUUCAGCCACAGCGAUGGGGAGCAGUGCUGACACAGUGUCCAGUGAGGAGUCACAUCGUCGGAGAACACUCAUGGGCCGCAGAAGCCAUGCAAAUCAUUUGUACAUAAAGAUACCCCAAGACGAACAGGGAGCUGCCAAGUCAUCGGACAAAUCAGGCAACGUCACCAGUGAUGAUGAUGAGAAUCCUGGCCCGCUGAAGGAAAUGGAAUCUGGAGAGAAACGCGGUCUGAGGAGGAACUCCAUCUCUCUGCCCACCCUGAAUGCAGCAGAUCUCGAAGCUCUCGUAGCCGUUCACGAUGCUGCCCAGGAAGUGCGAGAGAAGCAAAGCAGAAAGGCUGGCGACGACGGCGAGUCGAUGGUGUGCAGCAUUGAGCCAGACACAGAGCAGUCUUCCGAAGAUGAGGAGAAGAAGCCUUCGAAGAAGUACAUCUUCCGCACAAAGAGGCGCUCCUCCAUCGCCCCAUUGCCCGCCCUGAGACUCAACGACAAGGAGAUGAUCGCCAACGAGUUCGACAGUCAGAGUGUCACCACUCAGAACUCCAUCACCAGCGCCAGUUCCCUGGCAUCGCUGCUCAAGGAGAAGAUUCAGAUGUUCCCGUCGAUGUUGAGGAAGAAGAAGAAAUCGAAAGACUUCAAGAUCAAGGCCUUCGUUGCAUGUCUCUUCCUGAUCAUCGUCUUCCUCAUAGGCUAUGCCUAUAUUAUGUACAACCAGCAAAUCCUGGCGCGCUCCUAUUUUGAUCGAGUGAAGUUUAACAAGGGUCAGCGAGUUAUUGGGAUCUACAACGAUAAGGGAACACUGAUGGUGACCGGACGCCUGGGAACCACCAUACACGCGGACAAAGCGUACCACUGUCUGACCAACAACACCCUUGACGAUGGGAGUGUCUGUCUGGAGUGGGACGGAAAAGCGAGGAUGUAUCUCAAUUUCCGGGAGCUCAGUCCAACAGUCCCCUGCUACACCAUCCGCUGGCAAUCGCUCUCGCCGGAUGUCCUGCCCACGGAUUGCUAUGAGUCAUUUAUGGGACAGGGACACUGGUACGGAGGAGGAUUGACCAGGGGCGGGAAUUGGCCACUGGAGACAGAGUCUUUCUCAUUCGCCCCAUUCAUCACAGGGGACGCAAAUAGGCAACAGUGGGGCAACGCCUUGAAGCGCUACUUCAUCAGUUCUAGAGGAGUGGCGAUUCAAGUGGAUGAAAAGACGCCUCUUUAUGUGAGCAUGAACGAUAACAAGUCAGGAGAAAUGUGCUUCCGCGCUAAACACGAUCACUUCGCCUUCGUGAAUCGUCUCACGGCAUUGCCAGAGCUGAGCUACAGGAUCUGCACCAGUGACAACAUGCGACAGCUGCAUCAGCAGAUGACUCAGCAGAGUCUCUGGGAUGGGCUGAAGGAGCACGAUAUCAAUGUGGUGCAUUCAAUGCUGGAGGAGCCCGUCUGGCAAAUCCCAUCUUCAGGCGGAAAGAGCCUCACUGCUGACGGAAUCCACAACUACACUGAGCGAGUGAUUGCCCUGGGAUUUCUCCGACUUGGCCAUGUUCUCGUCAAUGAGUUCUGGCAGAAGCAUAUCGGAGAUUUCACGCUGGAAACUGAAAGAUUCCCCAAUCUAGAGGAGACUGUGACGAUUCUCCAUCGUCGUGGCUUUCGAAUUGCCUUCUCGGUGCAGCCCUUCAUCAGCACAGACAGUGCCAACUUUGCACAAUCCGUGGCGAAGAAGUUGCUUAUCUACGAACGCCAGUCGGAAAGAAGCAUUCCUGCCCUCACAAGAUACAAAAGCGUGGCAAGUGCAGGUGUGCUGGACAUCACUAAUAACGCAUCUAUUCCCUGGCUUAUUGAGAAACUAGAAAAAAUACAGAAGGAUUACAAAAUUGACGGAUUCUAUCUGGACUUUGGAACAUCUCAGAACAUGCCGCACUACUAUCAGUGCAAUAAGACGCUGUACAAUCCCGACCAAUAUAAAACCAUCUUCACGACUGCCCUCGAAGGAGUCAUCAGUUUGAUUGGAGUGUCCAGUGCCGUUACCGUUCCCAGACCACCAGCCUUCGUCAGUCUGCCACCAGUGAAUUCUUCCUGGGACGGGCUUAAAACUGUGGUGACAAGUGCCUUGACUUACGGCAUCAUUGGCUACCCAUUCAUAAUGCCAGGUCCAAUCGGGGGUGACUACCUCCUCCCGCCAUCGGCUACCAACGAGACUGUGUCCUUUUAUUCCAUGAACGAACCUCCACUGCCGGAUCAGGAACUCUACUUGCGCUGGAUGCAACUCGCUACUUUCCUGCCCGUGAUCCGCUUCACUCACUUGCCGUCUGAGUACAAGAGUGAUCUCGUGAUGGAAGUGGUUAAGGAGCUGACUCUCAUUCGGCAGAAAGCUGUGAUUCCGCUUCUCAAGAAAUACCUCAGCGAUGCCAUGAAUGAGGGUUUGCCCCUCAUCAGGCCGCUCUGGAUGUUGGAUGCUCAAGACACAGCUUGUCUCUACGUCAACGAUGAAUUCUCUAUAGGUGAAAACCUCAUAGUGGCCCCGAUCCUCGAGAAGGGACAAGUUCAGAGAGAAGUCUACCUGCCCCAGGGCGUCUGGAAGGAUGGCAUUGAUGGAUCCCUGAGGAAAGGAAGUCGCUGGAUUCAUAACUAUCGAGUUCCUGAGGAUAAAGUAGCGUAUUUUAUGAAAAUGCCCGACAAUACGAGAUUCUAGUGAUAUUCAUGUGUAGAUAUUCACUUUUUACUCCCACUUUUAUUGUGUAUUAGCUCUAAUGACGAACUAUUGUACUGUUGAUUCUAGUGAUAUUGUUCAAAACAUCCUUUAAGAAAUAAAAACAUCUGAAAAGCAGCUUAAA